AUGUUGCUUCCUGGGCUGCUGCUGCUGCUGCUGCUGCUGUUAGCUGGCACCCGCUGGCUGUGGGGCCAGUGGAAGCUCUGGAACCUCCAUCUCCCGCCUCUGGCCCCGGGGUUUCUGCACUUUCUACAGCCUAACCUUCCCAUCUACCUGCUUGGCCUCACUCAGAAACUUGGGCCCAUCUACAGGAUCCGCUUGGGGCUGCAAGAUGUGGUGGUGCUGAACUCUAACAGAACCAUUGAGGAGGCCUUGAUCCAAAAGUGGGUGGACUUUGCCGGCCGACCCCCGACACUGAGUGGUAAGGGUUGGCACAAGAUGGACUUGGACCUGUCCCUGGGGGAUUACUCUCUGAUGUGGAAGGCCCACAAGAAACUCUCUCGCUCAGCCCUGGUGCUGGGCAUGCGAGACUCCAUGGAGCCUCUGGUAGAGCAGCUGACCCAGGAAUUCUGUGACCGCAUGAGAGCCCAGGCUGGCACCCCAGUGGCCAUCCAUAAGGAAUUCUCCUUACUCACUUGCAGUAUCAUCUCCUGCCUCACUUUUGGAGACAAGGACAGCACGUUGGUACAUACCAUUCAUGACUGCGUCCAGGACUUGUUGAAAGCCUGGAACCACUGGUCCAUCCAAAUCUUGGAUAUAAUUCCCCUUCUCAGGUUCCUCCCCAAUCCAGGCCUCUGGAAGCUGAAGCAGUUCCAAGAGAGUAGGGACCAUAUCGUAAAGCAGCAGCUGGAGCGGCACAAGGACAGCCUGGUAGCAGGCCAGUGGAAAGACAUGAUUGACUACAUGCUCCAGGGAGUGGAGAAGCAAAGAGAUGGCAAAGACACAGAGCAACUCCAGGAGAGGCACGUGCACAUGUCGGUGGUGGAUUUCUUCAUCGGUGGCACCGAGACCACGGCUACCACACUCUCCUGGACUGUGGCUUUCCUACUUCACCACCCUGAGAUCCAGAAGCGACUGCAGGAAGAAUUAGACCUCAAGCUGGGCCCUAGCUCCCAGCUCCUGUACAAGAACCGAAUGCAGCUGCCUCUGCUCAUGGCCACCAUCUCCGAGGUGCUACGUUUGCGGCCUGUGGUGCCCUUGGCCUUGCCCCAUCGUGCAACUAGGGCUAGCAGCAUCUCCGGCUAUGACAUACCUAAGGAUACGAUCAUCAUCCCCAACAUCCAGGGCGCCAACCUGGAUGAGAUGGUUUGGGAACUGCCCAGCAAGUUCUGGCCUGAACGCUUCCUGGAACCUGGCAAGAAUCCCAGAAUGCCAUCCUUUGGCUGUGGGGCACGCGUGUGCCUGGGAGAGCCUCUGGCGCGACUGGAGCUCUUUGUGGUGCUGGCUCGCCUGCUCCAGGCCUUCACGCUGCUGCCGCCAGCAGAUGGCACCCUGCCCUCCCUGCAGCCCCAGCCUUAUUCUGGCAUCAAUCUCCCGAUUCCUCCCUUCCAAGUGCGGUUGCAGCCCAGGAACCAGGCACCCCAAGACCAGGGGGAAAAAUCCUUGACAGGAUAGGACGAGCCUUGUGCCUCAGUUUCUCUUUUAUUGCUCCGUUCCCCUCCCCUCCCCCCUGUAAACAUGGUGCUGUGAGGUUG
Molecule: messenger RNA, 1568 nt
Organism: Mastomys coucha (southern multimammate mouse)
Lineage: Eukaryota; Metazoa; Chordata; Mammalia; Rodentia; Muridae
Product: steroid 21-hydroxylase
Exons: 10
Coding region: 1-1488 (495 amino acids)
Biological process (GO): hormone biosynthetic process; progesterone metabolic process
Molecular function (GO): heme binding; iron ion binding; steroid 17-alpha-monooxygenase activity
Source: RefSeq, a predicted model, not a curated record